GCUGCUGCUAUAAAAAUGGCCGGAGUCGGCGGAGACGCAGAGAAGCGCAGCUCGGUUGCCAGCAGCGAGAAGAAGGAAGAGGAGGAGGAGAGCGACAGCGGCAGCAGCAGAAGCGGCAGCGGCAGCAGCAGCGGCGACGACAGCGACGAGGAGAUGGAGCGCCGGCGCGCCGACGAGCCGCCCGUGCCCGACCUGGGCGCGCCCGUCCAGCUGUACGUGUACGACCUGACGAGGGGCAUGGCCGCCGUCAUGUCGCACAUGCUGCUCGGUCGCCACGUGGAAGGCAUCUGGCAUUCAGCGGUCGUUGCGUACGGCCGCGAAUACUUCUUUGGAUCUAACGGUGUGCAGAGCUGCAACCCGGGUGGCACUGUUUUGGGAGAUCCUGACAGAGUAAUAGAUCUUGGUGAGACAUACAUACCAUACCCUGUCUUUCUGGAAUAUAUUCUUGGAUUAGGUGAAUCAACAUUCAGACCAAUAUCGUAUGACAUAUUCUCACACAACUGUAAUAACUUCUCUCAUGAAGUAGGACAAUUCCUCUGUGGAAAGGGGAUUCCCAAAUAUAUACUUGAUCUGCCAGAAGAAGUUCUUUCCACGCCCCUAGGGCAGAGUCUUCGUCCUGUUAUUGAUAGCCUGAAUCAAAUUUCAAGAGGUGUUGGAAUAAACACUGGUAGUGAUCUGAGAAAUUACACACCACAAGAUUCACGUCGAAGCCGUCAGGAAUCACCAGAAUUUGCUGAAUUAAAUUCAGCUAUCGAAGAAGUCAGACGUAAUUCUGUAGCACUUGAAGAAAGACGAAAUGUUAUUAAUGAGAAACUAGCAAAGAAAGACCGCAAAAAGAAGAAGAAAAAGAAGCGUGAAAAGAAGAGGAUAGAUCAGGAGUGUGGAAGUAGUUCGGCCGAGUUCACUCCCGACAGUGCUAGUUCAAGUCCAAGUCGAACAAACAUGGCUGACAGUGUUAUUGAAGCACCUGAGGAGCAGCAGCAGCAACAAGAUGAGGAAGAGAAAAGGCCACAGCAGUCUGCUGCCGAUGUGGUGGCUGAAAUAGAGGCCGAGGAGAGGAAGGAGCGUGAAGAGAGAAAGAAGCAACGUGAACCACCCAUUGUGUUUAAAGAUGUUGUCAGUGUACCUGCAGAGUUUGAUUCUCUUGUGGAUAAAGUGGAAAACAUUUUAAAUGCUGAAGAGCGGCAAUCCUUGGAGGAGCUUCACCAAUAUAUGUUAGAAGAUGAAGGAUCAUGGGCGCUUGGAGAUGGAUUCCUUAACUUUGUUGGUCGUGUACUUCAUGAUACAUCUCUCAAUCCAGAAGUACGAGUACAUUUGUUAAACUUACUAGCAGCAGCUGCACUCAAAGAUGACGUCAUACUUCUCUUGCACCAAGACCGUCGAGAGCAUGUUCUAAUGAAUUAUGCACAUGAUGUGGACAGACUAACACAGGCAGAACAGGAAUCCCUUGCACUCUUUAUUUGUAACAUGUUUGAAAACUUGAGCAGUUCAGAGUGGCUUUUGUACAUCUCAGAGUGGGAAUACUGUGGGCGAACUAUUAGUAACAUACGUGUUACAACGAAGGUGGCUGUUCAUUCUCUCCUCUCAGAUAUUCCAUUGCUGCAAGAACGAGGCUCUGCCAUAAUCCACAACUUGGCCUGCAAGGAGGUAAAGACUGUGGUGUUUGAUGAUGUAGCUGUCGAGUUGACAAUGGCACUCCUGCAGUUCUUCAACAGCAGCCCUCCAGAAGAGCAUUUAUUCCGUUGCAUGAAAGCUCUUGCCCGUUUCUGUCACAUUGCAAGCCAAGAUGUGCCACAGCUCAUCCAGAUGAUUGGUCCUGAGCCAACAAAAUUCCGUGGCACUUCAGAGAGAAUUGAUGCACUUAUUGAUCAAAUUGCAUCACGCUUACAUUAAUUACAUUAAUUAAUUACAUUAAUUAAUUAAUUAAAGGGACAUGAGACUUUUAUUCAAGUUAUGUAAUACUGAAAUGUUUCUUGUGUAUAUAACUUGAUUAUUUCGACACUUCUUUUGUAUUUUGUGGAAUUGUACAAAGGCUGUAAUAAAAGUAAUAGUAUUUGAAUUGUUAAAAGUGCACGUCAUUUGCCACUGAAAAUUAUUUCCAUUAUUUUGAGAUGGGAAUAUCGGAGUGUAAUAUUUAUUGUUGUGUAAAAUAACAAGAGAGUGAGGCAGAGGGAAUUACAACUGUUAUCUAAAAGACUGAUAUUUUGUAUAAUGACACAAAAUAUUUUUCUGUGGCAUGAUUAUUCAGUUUUACUAAUUAAAAGUGUCAAUGUUAGACAUUAUUACCCCUACUGAUUAUUGUAGGAGCUAAUGGGUCUUCAUAAAGUGAAUGUUUCAGGUGUCGUGAAAGUAAAUGAUUAAAAACAGAUCAACAAUCAGGAUACAGUACAAGAGUAUGUUAGUCAAUAUUCUAAGUGUUUUUUGGACAGUGUUCCAGUGUUAUCUACAUAUUUUAAGCAUUUUAUUUUGAAUUCAACUAUAUGUCUUGUGGUAAUUAUGUAACAUAAUUUACACUGCACAGUCAUGCAGUGCAGUAAUUUGAAAACGUGCCAGUCUAAGCUUCAGAUGUACUUACAAAUUUUCUGUGAUGCUGAGGAAUGGCUUUAGAGUGACUUAACAAAGGAUGUUUUAUACAGAUUUUAAUUUUUUAUUUGUACUUUGUGCCUUUGCUUUUGUAAGUUUAACAAUUUGUGUAUUUAAAUUCAUUAUUUUGUACUUGUUGUGGAUAUAGAGGGCUGAUGACAAUAGUUGCUUCACUGCAGAAAGAAGUUACUUUAGAGAAGUAAUAAAUGACAGUGAGCAUUAUAAAAUGAGAGAUGAUCAGAGAAUGAUCAUUUGUGAUGCAUGUUUGUAGUUUAAUGCAGUUAUCAAAAUAGAACAUUUUUUCACAUCCAGUUGGUGUGCCUCAAAGCUGUGGUGUAUAUAAAAUAUAAAUUGCAAUGUUCUUCCAUUUUGUUGGUUAAAAUACAGUCACACAGACUAAAAAUAAUAAUGCUGCUGGUGCGGCUAGUACUGACAGUUUAUUACUUCCUGUAGUAUUAACUUUGAGAACAGUGUCAUUUUAUUAAGGAAGCAUGUUUUGCUACUGUACUGUACUUAAAAUAAGUGAUAAACACUUUCUGUAUUACAAAAAGCCUACUGUACAUGUCAUCUUUUAAAAAAUGCUAAAUAAUUAGGAUGCCUGUUAUGUACAAUAA
This is a messenger RNA of Schistocerca piceifrons (Central American locust), 3197 nucleotides long. RefSeq lists its product as uncharacterized. Gene Ontology annotation, molecular function: peptidase activity. The record is from RefSeq and is a predicted model, not a curated record. The transcript is spliced from 10 exons. The coding region runs from base 16 to 1893 and encodes 625 amino acids. NCBI's taxonomy places the organism in Eukaryota, Metazoa, Arthropoda, Insecta, Orthoptera, Acrididae. Gene Ontology annotation, biological process: protein modification by small protein removal.